AUGGCAAUGCAGACGCCGCUUGCCAACGACAAGAAGAGAGUAAAAGUUUAUGAGCUGCGCGACAAUGACUGGUUUGACAGAGGGACUGGCUUCUGCACGGGCCAGGUCAUCAAUGAUGAACCGCGCAUCUACGUCGAGUCCGAAGAUCAGCCCGAUCGCAUGCUCUUAGAAACCCGUAUUGUCAAAGACGAUGGAUACCAGAAACAACAAGAAACGCUCAUUGUGUGGACCGAGACCAAUGGCACCGAUAUGGCCCUCAGUUUCCAGGAGGCCGAAGGUUGUGCAGUCAUAUGGGAAUUUGUACACCAAGUCCAGCAGCAGUUGUUGGCCCUGCCGGAUGAUGGCCUCUCAGACGAUGCUUUGGAAAAUAUCUCAAGCUCUUUCACCCUCAACCCCCCCGAGUUGAAUAAUUUGGACGAGAUCGAGCAAAGUAUACGACAUGCGAGCAUAACCCAGGGUGGGCGCGAAGCUCUGGCCAAGUUCUUGAUCCGCGAAGAAUAUCUGCUCAAACUAAUACCGCUGGUGGAAAUGGCCGAGGAUCUGGAGAGUCUGCCGGAUCUGCAUCGGCUGUGCAACAUCAUGAAGGCGUUGAUUCUGAUGAAUGAUAACACCAUCAUUGAGCACUUGGUUACAGACGAGAUUAUCAUUGGUGUUGUCGGAGCACUCGAGUAUGAUCCCGACUUUCCCACGCACAAGGCAAACCACAGACAGUAUCUCUCAGAUGAAUCGAGAUAUAAAGAGGUGGUCGAGAUCAAAGACCAAAAUAUCAAGCGGAAAAUCCGACAGACUUGGCGGCUGCAGUACCUGAAGGACGUGGUGCUGGCGCGCAUUCUGGACGACCCCACCUUUGGCGUGUUGAAUUCUCUCAUUUUUUUUAAUCAGGUCGACAUUGUACAACAUCUCCAGGGCAACACUGCCUUCCUGAAGGAACUUUUCGCCAUCUUCAGCAACGAGAAUAUGGAUAUCAAGCGGAAGGAACAGGCGGUGCACUUCUUGCAGCAGUGUGCUGCGAUCGCGAAGACACUCCAAAUGCAAUCGAGAGCAAACCUCCUGAACAAUUUCAUCGCACACGGUCUCUUUUCAGUCAUUACUUUUGCGGUCAAGCACCCGGAGCCAUCAAUGAGAACUACUGGCAUUGACAUCCUUGUGGCACUUCUCGACCAUGAUCCUAAUAUGAUGCGAGGCUAUAUGCUCAAGGCUGUUUCCGAAAGGAAGGUGCCGUUGACGGAUACGCUGAUCGAUUUGCUGCAUGCCGAGACUGAUUUGGGUGUGAAAAAUCAGCUGGCAGACGCCAUCAAAAUCCUGCUGGAUCCGCAACCCCCGACCAAUGACCCCAUGGGGAACCGACAGAACUCGGAAUUCAUGACGAAGCUUUCAAGGCCGCAGAUGACUCCGACUCAGCAAGCGAACGAGCAGUUCGCGCAGGAUAACUUUGACCGAUCAUGUCGAAAGUUGUUCCAACCAUUGAAAGACCUAGAAUCUAGGGACUCGAUGCAGAACUUCGGCUAUCAAGAGGUGUCGUUGUUCUCAUAUUUGGUCGAGAUAUUGACGUUCUUUGUCCGCCAACAUUCCAUGAGAAGUCGACCCUUUGUCCUCUCCGAGAAUCUGGCACCCCGGGUCGCCCAGCUGUUGCAGGUGCCGCAGAAGCCGCUGAAACUGACUGCGUUGAAAUUUUUCAGGACGGCAAUCUCGUUACAAGAUCAGUUCUAUGCCGCGCAGGUCAUCAAAAGCGGGGCCUUCGACACCAUUCUGGGAAUUGUCAUUGACACUAUGCCGCGUGAUAAUCUCCUGAAUUCGGCGUGUUUGGAACUGUUCGAAUUUAUCCGAAAGGAGACGAUAAAGCCGAUCGUCAUCCACCUUGGGGAGCACUACCGGCAAAAGAUCCAGCACAUUACCUACGUCGACACAUUCGAGAAUCUUAUUCUUAGGUAUGAGCAGUUGACGACCGACCAUCCGGAGCCCGAACACACCUUGUUCAGUCAAGACGAUGCGACACCGCCUAUGAAUCGGGCACAUAUCAAUGGUCGGUGGCAGGGCUUGCCAGAAAUGGAUGCAAGCGAGGAGGACUAUUUCAACGGCUCCGAUGAGGAUGAGGACGAAGUAGAUGAGGAUUCUGACCGUGACAAUAUAAAGGACGUGUCUGAAAGGGUAAACCAGUGGCACCGCAGAAGGAUGAAAGCUGAAAUCAUGAAUGGGAGCGCCAGCCCUAUCAGCAAACCGCUUGUGGAUUACCCUGAUGAUGACGACGACGAAGCGAUGGACGCCAAAGCUGAUGCAACACCCAACACUCCACUAACUCCAGACAGCAGUAAGGAUGCCUCUUCCCCCGAACCAAGAGCAACACCCGAAAAGACGUUACAACCAUCGCCGGAGAUCAAGUCCAUUGCCGAAAGCGAAUUGCAGCAACCGCCUGAAAGGAUGACGGAGAAACGCCGACGGCAAGAAGACGACGACGACGACGAGCUCGGCAAGCUUUCUGGCGGUCCAAAGCGCAGAAACUCGGCAUCUAGCACUUCCAGCCUUCCCUCACAAGGCUCAUUACGUCGGAAAAGGGGCUUUUUGAGAUCGAAGCAGGCAGGCGGUGAGAUUUCCCCCAUACCGACAAGUACCCCGGAGAUCGGAAAUUACGUCGAGGGCCGAAAACCUCGCAAAAUCGCGAUCAGUCUCUCCAAUGUGACGAACAAAUCUGACGAUACACCUCCCACGACAACGGAAGUCAAGCUCCAGAAUAAACAACAGUCAGUGGCGACUAAGGAGUAG
Fonsecaea erecta is the source of this 2760-nucleotide messenger RNA. RefSeq lists its product as hypothetical. Gene Ontology annotation, molecular function: protein phosphatase activator activity. Gene Ontology annotation, biological process: DNA damage response; protein dephosphorylation. The coding region runs from base 1 to 2760 and encodes 919 amino acids. The transcript is spliced from 5 exons. Gene Ontology annotation, cellular component: nucleoplasm; protein phosphatase 4 complex. The record is from RefSeq and is a predicted model, not a curated record. NCBI's taxonomy places the organism in Eukaryota, Fungi, Ascomycota, Eurotiomycetes, Chaetothyriales, Herpotrichiellaceae.